AAGCCUGUAAAAGUCUUAGCCAAUUGCAAUGGUGAACAUCCUGCUGGCGAGGGUGACCUUGAAUGAACUAAGUGGGAUAAAGUCACCAGGCUGGACUGACGGCUGAAGAAUCAGGCUGGAUUCCAGCAAACAGAGAGCAGAUUCUUGACAAGAGUCUCCUGAGCUGUGGCAAUGGCUUCUCGGUGUCGGAAAUGUGGACAACAGGUACCCAGGAAUCUGCCUUUCACUGCUGUCCGGAUAACAGAAGGAGAAAUGAAAUCUUACCAUGAUUUUAUAGGAGGAUGCAUUAGACUGGAGCGCAUGGCAAAGAAAGAUGAAAUCAUGCAGCAGGAGAUACGGCCGCUGGUAGCAGUGGAUAUAAUAGAGCAGCUCCACAGGCAAUUUGCAAUCUUGUCAGGAGGAAGAGGGAAGGAUGGAGCGCCCAUUAUAACCUUUCCAGAAUUUGCAGGAUUCAGUGAGAUACCUGAUGAUGAUUUUCUGAAUGUGGUCACUUAUCUAACCAGCAUUCCCAGUCUGGAGGCUGCCAGCAUCGGAUUCAUCAUCAUCAUAGACAGGCGACGGGACAAAUGGAGUGCAGUCAAGGCAUCCCUGACACGAAUAGCAGGAGCAUUUCCAGGAAACCUGCAGCUGGUGUUUGUCCUGAGACCCUCCCGCUUUAUCCAAAGGGCAAUCGCUGACAUUGGCAUUAAACUCUAUCGAGAUGACUUUAAAAUGAAGGUACCGAUCAUCAUGUUAAAUUCUGUCUCUGAUCUGCAUGGCUACAUUGACAAGAGCCAGCUGACCCGGGAGCUGGGAGGAACCCUGGAGUACGGGCACAGCCAGUGGAUCCACCACCGAACCGCUAUUGAAAACUUUGCAAUGACAGUAAAAACAACAGCACAGAUGCUACAGACCUUUGGAACAGACUUAGCAGAGACUGAACUUCCCAACGAUGUGCAGUGCACAGAGGAGCUUCUCUCCUCACACACCGACCACCACAGCAAGCUGAAGGAUGAGCUGAAGCUAGCAGUGAAGCAGGGGGCCACCUUACUGACAUGCAUCCGGGAGCCAGUCACCCGAAGUGCCAACAGCAAACUCAGUCCAGAUGAACUGGAAAAUGUAGCCACAGUGGAAAGGUUGUUGGCUCAGUUGGAUGAAACAGAAAAGGCUUUUGAUCAAUUUUGGACCAAGCAUCAUCUUAAACUAGAACAGUGCCUGCAGCUUCGACACUUUGAACACGAUUUUAGAGAGGUAAAACUGACAUUGGAUAACCUUAUGGAAACACAAGCAGGUUUUGCUGACAUUGGAGACAGUGUGACUCGAGUUGAGAACCUCCUCAAGGAACAGAAACAUCUGGAAGAGAAAGGACAGGAACCUUUAGAGAAGGCCCAGUCUCUAGCUCUCCAUGGAGAACAGCUCAUCCAAAACAACCAUUAUGCAGUUGACUCCAUUAGACCAAAGUGUGUUGAACUCAGGAGGAUUUGUGAUGACUUUACCAAUGAGACCAAGAAAAAGUAUGAUAUUUUGGGAAAGUCGCUUGAGCUGCAUAAGCAGUUAGAUAAGGCAAGCCAAUGGUGUGAAGCUGGAAUCUACCUCUUGGCUUCCCAAGCCGUGGACAAGUGCCAGUCACAAGAGGGAGCUGAAACUGCACUUGUAGAAAUUGAGAAGUUCUUGGUAACCGCUAAGGAACACCAGCUCUCCAACCCGAAGGAGUUCUACAAUCAGUUUGACAUGAUCCUCACCCCUGAAAUAAAGGCCAAUGCCCAAAGAAUUGUACAAAAACUUGAAGAUGUACAAGAAAUGUUUGACAAGAGGCAAGUAAGUCUGAAGAAGCUGGCAGCCAAACAGACCCGGCCAGUACAACCUGUUGCUCCACAUCCUGAAUCCUCCCCAAAGCGAGCAUCACCAAAGAUUACCAGACCAGCAGCAGUAGCUACCAAUAGGAGGUCUACAGAAAUAUCCUGCCCUCCAAAGACUGUUUCUGAAGUCGAGUUAUCAAAAAAGAAAAGCAUUAAGAAGACAAAAGGUGGAAUUAAGAUUGAAGUGAUGCAUGAAGCCAGUCAAGGAAGAUCUAGCAGAGUCCUGGUGACCAGUGAAAGUGAUGAGAACUUGUCAACAAGGAGGAGCCACAUAAUCAAUGAGCUGAUAGAAACAGAACGGGUUUAUGUAGAAGAACUUCAAAGUAUAAUAGAGGGGUACGCUUCAGAAAUGGACAAUCCCAAUUUAGUACAUCUGAUUCCAUCUGCACUUCAGAACAAGAAGGACAUUCUUUUUGGGAACCUCCCAGAAAUCUACUAUUUCCACAACAGGAUUUUCCUUAAGGAGAUAGAAAAUUGCAUUGAAAACCCUGAGCUUCUUGCCCGAUGCUUUUUGAAAAGAAAGGAGGAUCUCCAAAUAUAUGAAAAGUACUGUCAGAACAAGCCAAGGUCUGAAGCUCUCUGGAGACAGUGUGGAGACAGCAUCUUUUUUCAGGAAUGUCAGCGUAAAUUGGAUCACAAGCUCUCACUUGAUGCCUAUCUCUUAAAGCCAGUUCAGAGAAUCACCAAGUACCAGCUGCUGCUAAAGGAAAUGCUGAAGUGUAGCAAGAAUUCAGAAGGUACUGCUGAAUUGGAAGAGGCCCUGGCCACGGUGCUUGAUAUCAUCAAAUCAGUAAAUGAUUCCAUGCACCAGAUAGCAAUCACAGGAUAUGAGGGGGAUGUCAGUGAGCUUGGCAAGCUGUUGAUGCAGGGUUCCUUCAAUGUAUGGACUGACCACAAGAAGGGGCACAACAAGGUGAAGGACUUGGCUAGGUUCAAACCAAUGCAGAGACACCUCUUCCUCUACACAAAGAUGCUACUUUUCUGCAAGAAACGGGAGCAGAACACCGAUGGCCAUGAGAAGACAGCUUCAUACAGCUUUAAAAAUUCAUUAAAGAUGAGCACUGUGGGCAUUACAGAAAAUGUAAAAGGGGAUAACAAGAAGUUUGAGAUCUGGUAUAAUGGCAGAGAAGAAGUCUAUAUCAUUCAGGCAUCUUCUGUUGAGCUGAAGAACACCUGGAUUUCAGAGAUCCGCAAGGUCCUGACAGGACAGCUGGAAGCAUGCAGAGAAGCAAGUCAACUGCACCAAAGAAUCACUGAGAGUGUGUAUCAUGCACCAAUGGAUUCCUCCAAUGCAAGCAGGUAUAGCAGGAAGUCAUCAAGUAUAUAUGAAAACAAAUCUGAGACAUCAAAUGUGGAUGCAUCUAACAACAAAAACAGGAAUUCCAGUCCCAGCGCCAGGCAAAAGAGAGGUUGGCCCAGCAGGCAGAUGCCUUCUCUAGACACAUUUGAAGAUUUCGAAGCCAUCCCUUCCAGCAUGGAUGAACUCUCCAACUCUUCUGAUUUGGAGGAAGAGACCAACCCCAACAAUGGGAGCAAUCUCUUCCGUGUCGAAGGCAGUUUUGACAGCUGUUUCCCAGAUUCUCUGACUCUUGAGGAUGGAGAUUUAGUGCAGUUUGUGCAGGAAGGAGAGAAUGGGCAGUGGUUAGUGAAGAAACUGGUCUCUGAGAAAAGCGACUGGGUUCCCUCCAGUAUAUUGCAGCCAGCAGAGGGGGACAGUAACAACAUAAUCAAGAGCAGCAAUGCAGACACGUACAACGAUUCCUGCAGCACAGCCUCAGUAGAGUCAGACACGAAGGAAAGUGAGGUGGCCAAAAGCUUCCCAGCAGAACAGAGGGCUGGCAGCUGAACAGCAGGACCAGCCUUCCUCAGGACCCCGUCCACCUGUCUUUACCUUGGGUGGACACCGGAUCAAAGCUGCCUUUCUCACAAGCUCUGAGGUUCAUAAUCCACUAAAAUUUUAUCAAUGUGAACAGAUGAGAACUGUGCUGUCCACCUGGCAAGCUGGGAAAAACGAACUUGAAAGGAGCAUUAAACAUCCAGAAAACAUCAAACCUACCUUCAGUAUUAGAGGAGAAAAAUGCUUCUUGCAUUGAUUAUCAAACUGUUUCAGAAGAUGUGGCCUAAAUUAGGUCGACAGCAGAGCUGAAGAGUUUCUAUGCACGCACCUUUUGGCAACUUCGCUUGAGCACCACAUCACUGCAAAGGAGCACAGUGGUUACGAGUCCUUGCUCCACCCUGGGGUCACCGGGAGGUUUUUCCAUUUGCUUGCCUCUGGCUGUGCCUUCCCUGUCCUCCUUAAUUCCAGCUGAUACAUCAUCACAAAUGUGCCCUUUUUGCAACACCAAAAACCCCACCUGAGGGUGGCUGUGGGAAGGAGACUCCUGGCUGGGCCGGUCAGGGAGGCUCGGUGCAGCAGUGACGGGACUCCCUGCUGCACACAGCGUUCCACACCUGGGAGGUGCAGGGCUGAGCAGGGGAGUAAAGACCUGUAACAGCUGUGACAAAGAACACUUUGAACUCUUUUCUACAGUCAAAGUCUUUCCUCUGCCCCCUCUACAGUCUCUGGUUGCUGGAUCACAACCCUUUGCAUUUGGUGCCGAGAAUUGAGUGGAAUGCCAUUUACUGUCACAUAUUUGAGUAGACUGCAUGCUUUCCUUGUGUGCUGGGCUAUGAGUAGAUACAUUUCACCCCCCAUUUGGAAUAUACUUAAGCAUUGCAAAUAGGCAGUGAGCAUUAGAUGCUCCGAUGAGUGGAUAAAGUGUUGUUGUUAAAUAAUUCUUUCCAGGACGUUUGAUGAAAGGACUGUACCAAAUCUCUGCCACAUAAGGAUGUAAUGUAUAACAUAAAGUGAUUACAGAUGGUAUGAUUCUUACACAAGCCAUUAGCUCAUUUAGAGCAACUGUUAAGGCAUUUUGAUGGUAAUUGGGUCUUAGGUCCCACAAAAGCUGCUAGUACUUUAGUAAAGAUAAAUAUUGACUGCAGGUUGCAGACAGGCAAAGAUCAGUCUGGUAAAAACGAGCCCAGAAGAAGCUCAAGAGUGAGUGAGUGGCUUUCACUCUUAGGGAUGUUUUGUUUAACCCUCAGACUAGUGGUGCUUUAUGUAAAUAACAAAGGGCACUAAAAGCACUAGAAAUGGAGAUUAAGCAAAACCAAAACCCGCUCUUUACUAAUUGAGCCUCUGAGCAAAGCAGUUGGUGUGUAUCACUUCUGCUCUCACCUUGCAGGGACUCGAAUGUUUUCCUUUGUGUCUCAGCGGAGGCUGGCAUUGCAAGUACCUUAGUGUGAGUCAGGAUAGCUGUGGAGCAGGUAGAUAGUCCUCUUUGAGAAAAAGCCUUGGAGCAGGUAAAGGCUUAGAUUUUUUUUUUUGCCUAUGAAGAUUUAUUGCUUGAUUAUAAGUUGCACUGUAGUGAUUGAUACCCAUGGCUCUUCUAACAUUCCAUAUCUAAACUCUGUGAUUUUUGACAUUUUCUGUUCAUGACUAAAGGAUCUGAGAGUUCUGUACCUUUCUGGAAGCUGUUUUUGUCCUACAGAGGUAGGAGCUUGCCUGUUUCUGUUGGUCAUUUACCUCAAAAAUGACAUGUAGGCUCUCAGGAACAUGAAUCCUCUUGGUCUGCUGUGGUUAUCAGCACCUUGCAGGAAGAACUGAUUCUUUUCAGUCCUCUAAGGAAAUAUGUAGUGACAUUUUCUUAUAGUGCAAUUACUUUAUCCCCUCUCUAAAAUGAGUUCAUUCUGGUUUCUCUAUUACUCUCAGUAAUUUUUGCACAGGAACAGUGCUGCUGUCUACUCCUGCCCUAAGCAUAGGAGAGGAAAGGGUUAGGGAGCUUUGAUUGCACAUUAGUGAGUAUAGUGAGCUUGUGUGUGUGGGAGGGUUACCCUGGGUGUAUGAAACAGCCAGAAUGAAGAUUUGUGACAUUGCUGAUGGAUGGAAAGACAAAAACCUGCACUUUGGAGUUUUAUUUUUGAGCAGUCUCAUUCUGAUUGUGAAAUGGCAGUGGGAAGUCUCUGAACUGAAGAUGACAAGUCCGGUACUGUCAGUCCAUUUCCUACCUCUGCACGAGCAGGGUGACAGUGUGCUGGUCCUACAUCCCCUGCUGCCCUGAAACCUUCCUGUAAAAUGGGAGCUAUUGAAUUUCCCACUAAAUGCUAGAUUUUACCAUGUAUACAAAAAUUAGAGACCCUCCAGGGAAAAGCAAAGCAUUCAACCCCACAUGCCCCAGUGUGCCCUCCAAGGGUGCCACUGGAGGCAUCCUGUGGAGCAGUCUAGAGCUGGAGCAGGGAAUGGAGCACUGAGGAAAAGGGUCCUCUCCCAGCUCCAGACCAUCUGUCAUGGCAACUGCAGAGGAAGGGGCUGGAUUAUUGCAUUCUCCUCCCUACUUUGUUUUUGAAAGCUUUUUCUUUUUUAUUUUUUCCCACCCAAAAUCUCAUGUCUUAUCCUGCUGGACCAAAGUUUGAGUGUGUCCUGCUCCACGGAUGCCCUGGGGAUCCCUCUGUCCCGUGGCUGUGCAGCAGUGGCACAGCACUCUGGCCUUUGGGAGCUGCCUGUGCCACACCUCCCUGGGCACACUGAGCAGGAGCUCACAACCAUAACUGUGUCUUUAACCUUUCUGCAGUGCCAGCUGCCUCUUUCUGCCUCCACAUUCCCAACCCAGAGCACAGAGCAGCCCUGGCAGGGUCUGCUGGGCAGUGACAGGGCCCUUUGGCUGGAGAGUCAGUGAGACAGGGCCACUGCAGGGCUGGCUUUGGGAAAGAGUGAGUUCAGUGGCACACCAGGCUGCUGACAAGUCCAAAGGAACAAUCUUCUGGCUUUGCUGAUCAGACAAAAUGGGGUUUGAUGACUUUUUGAGUUUUUUAAAUAGUAUGCAGGAUAGUCUUUUAAUUAGUAUAUUUCUGUCAAGCAAGGUGAUAAUUAAGGGAAUGACUCCCCAUGUAUAGGAAGAUGAUUUGGUAAAGUCCAGCAAGACUAAUAAUGUGUGUUAGGGUAUGCUUAUUCUGUCUGUAGGUCUUUGACACCAUCCUUUUCAGGUGGAUGGAACUAAAAAUCAUAGUUUUCAAAUAAGGAUUUCAUUUCAGUGUUGUUUGGAGAUGAUACAGUGACCAUUUAGAAGUCAUUUAAAAGUAAUGGUUGUGACUAAAUUUUGGCUGUAGAAGACACCAGAUCCCAGGUAAAUCUGUGCUGCAGCAGCCCUUGCUGCUGGCCCUGGGCCAGGGCUGCUCACCUGCCCUCCAGGCUGAGGGUUUGCCUGAGCUCUCCUCCCUCUGCUCUGCUGCUCUUCUGCAAAACUUCAGAAACUUCACAUCCUCAAAGCUGCCCUCAGACCUGCUCACUCAGGUGUGGGAGGGCUGCAGAGUCCUUCCUUACUGGCACCAAUGGCAAACAGACACAGGCAGCUGCAUGACACACAAUCCUUGUUUUAGUAAACCAGGCUAAAACAGAAUCAGGCCUGAUCCUCUCCUCUCACCUGUGGAUCCUCUCUCCUCUCUCAGUGGAGAACCAGACCGUGGUCGUGGUCUUGAACACAAACAGCUGCAGCCAAACCACAUCUGAGCUCUGGCUUUUCUCGCCAGUGACAGCAAAGCUCUGUGUGUGUCUCACGUUCUGGUCGUGUGUGUGAUGAGAAACCAUUUCAUUCCUAUGAUUUUCUUAGAGUCUUGAUAUUCCAAACAGGAUUGGGUAUGAGAAAGGCCAUGUGCUUCCUUUCCAAAAAUACUCAAAGACUUCAAAUAUAUAUAUAUAAUUAGAAAUAUAUAAGAAUAAUAAGAAAAAAGAUCCAAAAUGUGUAUUUCUUCUUGCAGCUGGACUGAAAUAGCUGCUAAGAUUUCCUCUCCCCAGCCGAGAAUUGGUACAGUUUGUUUUUCUUACAUGAUUUCCAUGGUGUUGAUAAUGAUGUAUUUGUAUAUUGUGACUGAUGAGAGAUAAUCAGACAGGGAAAGAACACAGAAUUACCUGUCCUUUUUUCCAGUCAAGACAGAAUGUAUGAAUUUAUUACAAGAAAAAAAGUGUGCAAAUGAACUUCCUGUAAUUAGGCCAUUCUGACCUGUGUAGAACCACACUUUGUUUGAAAUUUAUAAAAAUUAUAACUAGUACAAAACUCCGUGGUUGAUGUCUCUAUAUGAAGCAACAAGUAAAAUGAGAUUUUUUUUUUCUAUUUGAAAUAAAUUA
Messenger RNA from Prinia subflava (tawny-flanked prinia), 7998 nucleotides. RefSeq names its product MCF.2 cell line derived transforming sequence-like 2 (gene MCF2L2). Gene Ontology annotation, molecular function: protein binding; guanyl-nucleotide exchange factor activity. The coding region runs from base 172 to 3684 and encodes 1170 amino acids. NCBI's taxonomy places the organism in Eukaryota, Metazoa, Chordata, Aves, Passeriformes, Cisticolidae. Gene Ontology annotation, cellular component: cytoplasm. The transcript is spliced from 30 exons. Gene Ontology annotation, biological process: intracellular signal transduction. The record is from RefSeq and is a predicted model, not a curated record.